AUGUUGAAAGCAAACGAGCUAGACCAAGAACUUGUAGAGCUCUUAUGGCAAAAUGGGCAAGUAGUUAUGCACAGCCCAACACAUAGGAAGCUACUUGGGAAUUCAUCUAACUCGAGACAGAUGCAGAGAAAUGAUCGAUCAACAUUAAGGGCUGGUGGGACAUAUGGGAAAUCAAGCAACUUGGAUCAAGAAGAGGCAGCACCAUGGAUCCAAUACCCACUUGAGAACCCUUUGGAACAAGAAUUUUGUUCAAACAUUUUAUCUGAGCUACCACCGCCUUGUGAAGUUGACUCUUAUUACAAGUCAAUCAGGCAAUUGGAAGAGGAAAAGUUUGCCAAAUUUGUUUCCCCUAGUGCCCCCCAUCAUCCUACUUCAUAUUCUCAACCACUACUAUCUAACAUGAAACCCUCCUGUGUUCAGGGACUCCUAGGGAAUCUUAUGCCCGCACCAAGAUUUCAUGUUCCUGAUUCAAAUCAGAAAAUCAGUGACUUUGGUGCAUCACGGAGGGUGCUAAAUUUUACUCACUUUUCAACACCCUGUAAUGUUUCUUCACCAUCUCAAAAAAUUAAUGCUAACCUCUCACAAAGUGAGGCUAGAGAGCACUCAGUGAUCACAGUUGGUUCAAGUCACUGUGGCAGCAAUCACAUCCCUCAGGACCAAGAUGUAAGCAGGGUCUCAAGCAGUGGUGUUUCGGCCACCACCAAUAAUACUACUUUAUUUACUGAGCCCGAAGCUGUAGAUAUUGUCCAGAGACCAAUUCCUCGGAGUGAGAAAGGAAAAUCAGAGAUGAUUGAACCAACUGUAACUUCAUCCUCCGGUGGCUUAGGCAGCUGUACUGGUAUUGGAAGAACUUGUUCCCUAUCAACAAGAGACCAUGGCCAAAAGAGAAAAGGGACAGAAGAAGAAGCAUCAGAGGAACAAAGUGAGGCCACAGAACUUAAAUCAGCUGAUGGAAACAAGUUAUCUCAGAGGACGGGGUCUUCCAGAAGGAGCCGUGCAGCUGAAGUGCAUAAUCUAUCAGAAAGGAGAAGAAGAGAUAGGAUUAACGAGAAGAUGAGAGCAUUGCAGCAACUGAUACCUAACAGCAACAAGGUACAGACAGACAAAGCAUCAAUGUUAGACGAGGCAAUAGAAUACUUGAAAUCGCUUCAGUUUCAGCUUCAGGUUAUGUGGAUGGGGGCUGGCAUGACACCAGUGAUGUUUCCAGGAAUUCAGCAGUAUAUGUCACAGAUGGGGAUGGGAAUUGGUCGACCUUCUUUGCCUUCCAUUCACAACCCAAUGCAGUCACCAAAAGUGCCACAUGAUCAAGCCAUGUCUGUGCCUCAGAUGCCAAACCAGAAUUUAAUGUGCCAAAAUCCAGUUUUGGGUGUCUUCAAUUACCAAAACCAGAUGCAAAACCCAUGCCUUUCAGAACAAUAUGCACGUUACAUGGGUUACCAUCUCAUGCAAAGUGCCUCUCAGCCGAUGAAUGUGUUGAGAUAUGGUUCCCAAGCAACGCAACAGAGAGAAACAAUGAUUGCAGAAGGCAAUAAUAGCAGCGGACCCAUGAGUGGAACAGCUAAUAUCAAUGAUGCUGUUAGUGGCAAAACGGGUUCUUCUACCUUUAACUGA
Sphenostylis stenocarpa is the source of this 1611-nucleotide messenger RNA. The record is from the annotation of a GenBank genome assembly. NCBI's taxonomy places the organism in Eukaryota, Viridiplantae, Streptophyta, Magnoliopsida, Fabales, Fabaceae.